Lachancea mirantina is the source of this 894-nucleotide messenger RNA. Lineage: Eukaryota; Fungi; Ascomycota; Saccharomycetes; Saccharomycetales; Saccharomycetaceae. The record is from the annotation of a GenBank genome assembly.
AUGUUAGUCAGAACUUUGAAGCACAACCGCGGUGUCCAACUCGGAGUUUUGGGUGUUAUUUCGGCUUCCGCCUACAGUUUUUGUACAAGUUCUCUCAAAAGUGAAGCUGUCACCUUAAAGUCAAAAACUUUUCAGGGGCCAGGAUUGUUCUCAUGGAGGACUCUUAUCCUCAAGAAUAUACAGGAUGUAACACAUGAUACACGCAAGUUUACCUUUAGCUUGCCUUCGCCUAAUGAUAUUUCUGGUUUGGAGCUGGCCUCGUUUCUGCUUUUCAAGCCCAUUGAUUCUAUGAAUCCAAGUUGCAUAAGGCCUUACACUCCUAUCAGCUCUUUAAACAAUGAGGGGGAAUUGGAACUAGUUGUGAAGCAUUAUCCCAAGGGAAAAAUGUCAUCUCACUUGUUUAGCUUACAGGAGGGCGACAAAGUUUCAGCAACUGGACCUAUCAAAACCUUUGAAUGGAAAGAGAAUCAAAAGAACAGUGUUCUAUUGCUAGGUGCUGGUAGUGGGAUUACUCCCAUGUUUCAAUUGAUCCGUGGAAUCCUGGAAAAUCCGAAAGACAAAACAAAGAUCAAUCUGUUGUAUGCAAAUAAGACUCCAUCCGAUAUUAUUUUGAAAGUGGAGUUAGACGAGCUACAUCGUAAAUUUCCUGAUCAAUUUAACGUAACGUACUUCGUUGAAAGCUUAGAAAGCGGGUUUGAGGGAAAAUCAGGGUUCAUAACAAAAAAAGAUUUGAAGCAAUGUGAUGAAAAGCAAAGUAGCCAAGUUUUCAUCUGUGGUCCCCCCAAGUUCGUUGAAGUUUACACCGGAAGUAAAGGUCCAUUGAUGUUUCAAGGACAGUUGAGGGGUUAUUUAAAAGAAUUGGGCUAUCAGAAAAGUAAUGUGUUCAAAUUCUAA